AACGACAGAGACCAUUUACGUGAGAUAAACGUAUGUGCGAGGUCUCAACCGCAAAAGUGCCACCGGUAUAAAUACAUGGCCAUAGUGGUGUGGAGCUACAGCCUACAGGUACCGCAUCUCCACCUGCGAGUUCGAGGAUCGACACGUACGCACCUGCUGCCGGCCAUGGACGACGAACUGCUCUCCCCGUGCUCCUCCUUCUUCCCAGUCUCGCCGCCGGCCGCCGAGUUCGAGCACCACCACAACCAGUUUAUCGAGUUCACCUCCUGCGAGGUCCCCGAGCAAUGGCUGCUCGGCGACGUCGUCGUGCCGGCCAAGAGCGAGGACACGGGGGACCUGUGGCCCGCGGGGACGUUGCUGUCCCCAGACUCCGAGCUCUCGGAACUGCCGGCGACGAGCCUCCCUGCCUCCACGGAGUCGACGCCGCGGCCGGCGGCCAAGCGGCGCGGGAGGAAGCCCGGGCCCCGCCCCGAGGGCCCCACCGUCAGCCACGUGGAGGCCGAGCGGCAGCGCCGUGACAAGCUGAACCGCCGCUUCUGCGACCUCCGCGCCGCCGUGCCCACCGUGUCACGCAUGGACAAGGCCUCCCUCCUCGCCGACGCGGCCGCAUACAUUGCGGAGCUGCGCGCCCGCGUGGCCCGGCUGGAGGACGAGAGCAACUCCGCCUCCCACGGUGGCGGCGCCUCCUUCCACAACUUUCUAGCCGGAGACGAGACGGUGGAUGUGCGGAUGGUGGGGCGGGACGGGGCGGCGCUGCGCGUGACGACGGCCGCGGGGUCCGCCACGCACGCGCCGGCGCGUCUGAUGAGCGCGCUCCGGUCGCUGGAGCUGCACGUGCAGCACGCGUGCGUGAGCCGCGUGCAGGGCGCGACGGUGCAGGACGCCGUGGUGGACGUGCCCGCCGCGCUCCAGCACGACGACGGCGCCGCCCUCCGCUCCGCGCUGCUCCAGCGGCUGCGUGACAGCGCCUAGCUACAGAGCCUACGUUAUCUCGUGAGCAGGUACAGACAACUCCCGCGUACGACCGAUGCCAUGCAUGAUAAUUCUGACGCCUUUGCUUCGUGUCGUCCAUGGAAUAAAUUCAAGACCUAUCUAUAUUGCAAACAGUGACCGGUGAAGGCUUGUUUGGGUCUAUACGUACAGAUUGAGUAUAUAUACGCACGUGUGUUACUAGUGUUAUAUAUGCUUGUUAUAAACUGUUGAUUUUCUUUUUCAUUUGUAUAUAUGGAGAGUGCUUGUUAUACUAUUGUGUAAUAUAUACAUGUAUACAAUUCCUGUAUGACAACUUAAUUAUAUUAGUACUUGUUUUGGUG
Molecule: messenger RNA, 1313 nt
Organism: Hordeum vulgare subsp. vulgare (domesticated barley)
Lineage: Eukaryota; Viridiplantae; Streptophyta; Magnoliopsida; Poales; Poaceae
Product: transcription factor MYC1-like
Exons: 2
Coding region: 76-972 (298 amino acids)
Biological process (GO): regulation of DNA-templated transcription
Cellular component (GO): nucleus
Molecular function (GO): transcription cis-regulatory region binding; protein dimerization activity; DNA-binding transcription factor activity
Source: RefSeq, a predicted model, not a curated record